CCUUGACAAUUUGCCUCAAUCACAAUGUUUCCCUCUAGAGCGCUCUUUGCGCGCUCCGUCUGGAAAGGACCUCACAUUGUCCCUCUUCCCAUUGUGCGCCCCAAAGGCAACGAGCGGCCGCCGCCAAUCAAGACCGAUGCCCGGUCUGCCACCAUCUUGCCCAAUUUCGUCGGCCUGCGAUUUCAAGUGCACAACGGAAAGAUCUACAAUGAUGUGACCAUCACGGAAGAUAUGGUUGGCCACAAGUUGGGAGAAUUCUCUCCCACGAGAAAGCGAUUCACAUACAAGCAGACGAAGAACAAGUAAACUUUGAGAUUUGGAGUGGGAUUUCUAUAUAUAUCCGUGCAGCACAAGUUUGGUUGGACACUCGCAUAAGCUCGGCGUUCUAUAUCGUUUAUCAAGUUCACGUU
This is a messenger RNA of Xylona heveae TC161, 410 nucleotides long. Its product is annotated as mitochondrial ribosomal protein S19. Gene Ontology annotation, molecular function: structural constituent of ribosome; RNA binding. Bases 25 to 306 code for a protein of 93 amino acids. The record is from RefSeq and is a predicted model, not a curated record. Gene Ontology annotation, biological process: translation; ribosomal small subunit assembly. Lineage: Eukaryota; Fungi; Ascomycota; Xylonomycetes; Xylonales; Xylonaceae. The transcript is spliced from 4 exons. Gene Ontology annotation, cellular component: cytosolic small ribosomal subunit; ribosome.